Molecule: messenger RNA, 2768 nt
Organism: Ruditapes philippinarum (Manila clam)
Lineage: Eukaryota; Metazoa; Mollusca; Bivalvia; Venerida; Veneridae
Product: mitochondrial import receptor subunit TOM20 homolog
Exons: 5
Coding region: 60-554 (164 amino acids)
Biological process (GO): tRNA import into mitochondrion; protein import into mitochondrial matrix; protein targeting
Cellular component (GO): mitochondrial outer membrane translocase complex; mitochondrial outer membrane
Molecular function (GO): transmembrane protein transporter activity
Source: RefSeq, a predicted model, not a curated record
CCUCAAUUUUAAUCAAGAAUAUUUCCGAUUUCAAAGUGAAAUAGUAGCACGUUUAUAAAAUGUUGUCAAAAACAUCUUUAGGAAUUGCAGCAGCUGGAGCUGGUAUUUGUUUUCUAGGGUAUUGCAUAUAUUUUGACAAAAAGAGAAGAAGUGAUCCAGAUUUCCGUCAAAAACUUAAAGAGAAGAGAAGAAAGAAUGCAAAUAAACCAACAUCCAGAGGAGGUUCUGCAAGUACAACAAAGUUCCCAGAUCCAAAUAACCAGGAAGCUUGCCAGCAGUAUUUUAUGCAGGAAAUUCAACUUGGUGAAAUGUUACUCUCAAAUGGACAGAUAGAGGAAGGUGUAGAUCAUCUGGCUAAUGCUGUUGUUAUAUGUGGACAAGGACAACAUUUAAUGCAAGUCUUCUCACAAACAUUACCUCCAGAAGUUGUCAGUCUUCUUACAAUAAGAAUACCUAUUGUUAGACAGAGAUUACAAGAUCAAUUUGGAGUUAAAGUUGAGAAGAAAACUGAAGGACCUAAGAUACAACAAAUAGCUGAAGAUGAUGUGGAGUAGAAGCUUUCACUCUGAAAUAGAACUGUGUAUAUUGUGUACUAUAUAGUUAAACACUCAUCUUUGAGGAACACCAUCUCUUGUACAUUACAUAUAUAUGUUACAUGGGGGAUUUGAAUAUGUCAUGCCUGCCAUCAUUCCUUAGAUACACGUUUUUAAAAGUUAUUUAUAAUGUUUUCAUUAUGUAUAUAAUAAGUAAUCAUUAAAAUGGCCAAUAAGUAAAACAUAACUAUCACUGGAGUUACUCUAAGAUUGCUGGAAAGUUGAGAGAUAUUGUGGUGAACUUUACAACAUGUUGUGACAACAAAAUGAACAAAACCUUUUGAUAAGUUAAUAUACGAGGUAUGUUCAAAAAGUUCGUGGAUUUUUGCUGUCAUUUUUUACUUGGUUCAUAAAAACACCCUUAGUGGAUAUGAAUCGAAAGAGUGUCUUUAUUUUCAAAAGUAAGAUUUACUUUUAUUGUUAACUUUUAUUUCCUUUACGAGUUAUGUGCACUUUAAUAACCAUGGCAACGCAACUUGAAAUCUGACUUUUGGCGUCGUUUGGACGUUGAAUAGCUGAACAAACAGGUUUUGAGCAGCAGUAGACAGACGGGUAAGUUGGGAAGUAUAAACCCUGUUUAUAAACUAGAAAUUUGCUAUUUCGGAAAUUUUUACCAAUAAAUGUGGUAUACUCCUUUAUAUUUUUAUAAGGUGAUUAAAUUAUUAAACGAAAAACAAUGAGUUGGCGAGCAAGUCUCUUGGUUUCAGGUCGCGCAAGCCAUUCAAAUACGGCAAAUACAUGCUCACAGACAGAAAGGGCGGCGAAUAAUUUUAGCGGCAAAUUGUUGGGACGUUUGUAACGUCAAUUGCAAAAGAUCUACAGAAGUUCAGGCAUUAUGACAGUUUUGCGAGAUGUCCGACAUGUUUAUAUCUGCAUCGGGUCUAUGCAUUCAAUUCUGACAAAACAAUUUAAUUUAAUUAAAAUAAUAUUUUAUUUCAUUCAUCAGGAUAUAAGUAUAUUUACAAUAAAUAAUUGUAGUUAUUAUUUGUAUUUCCUGUAUUUACCCUGGUCCGUUUGAUAAUUAAUGCUAGUCGGUGUUCAGUAGAUUUACCGCAUAGAAUAAUUGUCAGUUGAUAAAAUAUUUUCUUUAUCAUCGAUAAUCAUAUUGUUUAAAGAUCGGACGAGGGCGGUUUCAAAUUGAUACUAUCAAUCAACAAUUGAAUUAACUUAAUAACACUGUCCGUUAAGAUUAGUGUCUAAAUUACUCAAAAAUCCCGAUAAAGAGCGAAAAGUAUGCGGCACUCGGAACUUUUUUACGGAGAAUGGAGCGAAUAGAUGACCACUUUAUAUCUCGGGUCAUCAUCGCAAACAGAAAAAUGGUUUUGGUAUAUGAUCCGCAGAUAUUGAACACUAAAAAGAGUACUUUCAGAAACAAUGACGCUGGUGAAAUGUUUCAUUUAUAUUGCGACGUCACGAACGUCAUUUUGUUUCAUCAUCAGCGUGCGCCGGAUUGUGCACCCCUUGUGAUUUGUAACUGUCACAGCAAUUUUAUUUGUAAACAUAUUGUAUUGAUUUUUUCACUGUUUAUUAAGGACAUAUUUUCAUAUAUGUCCCUUGUAAAAUCAUAUACGCAAAUUAAAAGAUGUGAACAGUAGAGCCGCAGUCCACGAACUUUUUGAACAGCCCUCGUACAUUUUGUAAAGUAAUUGAUAUUUGAUGAGUGUUAUUUUGAUUGAUGUUUAUGUUUCAACUUACAUUAUUGUGAAAUUGUCAUUGUUAAAACUUUCAAAAGGUUGAACAAUAAGGCAUAAAUGUGAGGAGAAAUGUUGGUAUGUUGUUAUAGUAGACACUGGUGUCCCAGUAUAUCGUCAUUAUGAAUAUUACAGACUUUUUUCAUCUUUAAUAUUUUGUUUAUGUUUCGACAAAAGAAUUUCGCUUAUGAAAACUUUAAAAUGGAUCCAGAUUGACUGUAAAGAGGUCUCAUGUAUUUUCAAUAAUAUCUGUAUUAAGAUAAUUUUGUAUAUUUGCUAAAGAUUUUAAUAACUGUACAAGAAGAAUUAAUUAAUUAAUGAAGUAUUCAUAUGAUUUAUUCCAGAAACAUAAUACUAUAGCAUUAUUAGCUAUUUAGAAUUAUUUAGAAAAGAUAAUAAGAUAUGAUGUUCUAGUCUGUUGUAUUGUUGAAUGAAGAUGAUGUGUAUAGAAUGAUGUGAUAUUCUUUAAUAAAAGAUAGACAAU